Messenger RNA from Anopheles gambiae (African malaria mosquito), 937 nucleotides. RefSeq lists its product as uncharacterized. NCBI's taxonomy places the organism in Eukaryota, Metazoa, Arthropoda, Insecta, Diptera, Culicidae. Bases 1 to 444 code for a protein of 147 amino acids. The transcript has 2 exons. The record is from RefSeq and is a predicted model, not a curated record.
AUGGAAACAGUUGCCGGCUGUGAAAAUCGAUUGAUCCAGAAUCAACCCCGGGCGGUGGUGGUAUUACAAUCAUCUAGCACCACAAAUCUCAUACCAUACCGCUGCACGAAGCUGGAGAGAACACAGGUGACCGUACAUCCCCCACCGGACGAACCGGUCCUGAGCGAGAAGCCAAUUGUUGGCCUCUACCCAACCGGCGGCGGUGGUGUUGCGGCAGGGCUCAAAUCGAAAGGCCCGAGAUGUCCCUUCGAGCUGGAUCGUCUUGUCACUGGGGCGGUGGGCGGUGCUCCCGGCGAGCUGUCCCGGGCCCGGGACUUAUCGCUAAAAUCUUCUCCCUCCGUCGCGACCUCCACUUCGCGCCAGUCGACGUCCUGCUCGGACGUGGCCCUCGAACGGGAGGUGACGAUGUACGGGUGCUUCAAAUUCAACCCCAGUUCAAGGUGAGCCAGCAUAUUACGAUUGGUAAACGUGUCACCACGCGUAAAAUUCGGGUUAAAUCGUGCUGGAUAGAAUACUGCCGACAAGUUAUGCAGGCCCAUGAGGUGGGUGGAGACACCACUCUUCCACCCAACAACGCACGUUUGACGUUGAAUGCAAUUUUCCCGCGUUUUUUUUUUUCAUCUUGAUGGGAACUUGCACUACAGAUUGCACAUUGCUCUCUUACACUCAUAUCUAAUUAUGUGUUCGAAUUGGCGUUUGCGUCACGCACACACACUCACACCGAGCAAAGCAUCGCCAAAUUCAGAACAAAUCAAUUUUGUGAUGCCUUGUUUCGGGCAGAAUAUUUAAUGAAGAUAGCGAGAAUCACAAAGCGAUUUAAUUGCAGAAUUCGUACACGUGUUUUUUUUAAUUGAGAUGAAAUAUUGCAUUUCGUGGUUCCGUAUGCUCAAUAUUGUACAAGUUUAACAGCUUUUGUACGUUAUCAUAAGUGAUUACU